Messenger RNA from Mangifera indica (mango), 603 nucleotides. RefSeq lists its product as uncharacterized. Bases 20 to 547 code for a protein of 175 amino acids. The transcript has a single exon. NCBI's taxonomy places the organism in Eukaryota, Viridiplantae, Streptophyta, Magnoliopsida, Sapindales, Anacardiaceae. The record is from RefSeq and is a predicted model, not a curated record.
CAGAAAUGGCAAGAACAAGAUGGUCAACGACCAAGGGUCAACUAAUAAGAUCCAGAAGAAAAGGCUAGGUGUAAUGCAUUUUGUGAGGGUAGCAUUGUACAUGAUUCGUCGUAAAUCUGACAAAUCGAAAAAAUCUAUGCAAAUCGAUGUGCCUUCCAAGGGUCCGUGGACAGAAGUUUUGGCGUCCAUGCGUCCAUUACAUGCCAGAAGCAGCCAGUGUCCGCCACCUUCCCAUGAAAUUCCUAUGACUUUGCCAAUGAUGGAAGGAUUUAAGGAUUUGUUGACGCCUCCUUUAUCGCCAGUAACUUCAGCAAAGACAUUGACUCAAUCUUCCGAGCCUGAUGACGGCAUGAGCCAAUACGCUUCUGCUCAGGAUCUGCAAAAGCUUGUUAUGACCACUGACAACAAAGAAAACGAUGAUAAGGGUGGUGACGAGAUGAUUGAUGUCAAGGCGGAGGAGUUUAUUGCUCAAUUUUAUGAACAAAUGAGGAUUCAAAACGCCCACUAUAAGAAUACUUACAAGAAGGAACUCGGGUGCACGUCAUAAGAUGCUGAGGCUAAGGAAAUCGAUGGGUUUUAAAUCACGAUCAAGUCAGGUGUAAU